GAAGGUAAAGAUGGCAGCACUAGAAAGGUGCUCGUUUUUAUGGCUCUUUUUAUCGAUAAUAUUUAACAGUGAGGAAUCCAGGGCGCCACAAGAUGUAAAAUUCAUAUCCCAGAAUUUCCAUAAUGUUCUUCACUGGAAACCAGGAAAUGGCAUCGAAAACACCACUCUGUUCUUUGUGCAACACCAAAGGUUUGGAUAUGAGUGGGCAAACAAAACGGAAUGUUGGGGCAUCAGAGUGACUUGCUGCGACCUCACACGCGAGACUAUUCCACUUCCUGAAUUAUUUUUUGCGAGAGUGAGAGCAUUUUCAUUCAACAAAUUUUCAAACUGGACAAUGAUUGAACCAUUUUGUCCAAUGACAGACACUGUCAUCGGGCCUCCAGAGACUGAAGUGAUUCCCUUAGAAAAGUCAAUUUUGAUUAAAUUGACUGCUCCCCGCACGGCCUUCAAAAGGGAAAAUGGAAGCCAGUCAGUGAAAGACACAUAUCAUGAAGUCAAAUAUCAUAUAAUCUUAUCAGUCAAAGCAAAAGAUCAGGUUGGUUUGGAGCCCCAGAGGACUUACAUUACAAAAAAUGAAACAUUUGAGAUCCAGCACCUAAGCACUGGAACGAUCUACUGCAUUACUGUUAGAACAGAGGUUUCACUCAAUGAUAACGUUGGUGACUUGAGCAAGGAGCAGUGUGUAACACUGGCAGAGCCAAGUGCUUGGAUAGUGAUUAUCUGCUCGGCAGGUGGGGCUUUAGUCCUGAUUACACUUUCCAUUUAUUUAUGCUUUAAAUACAAGUAUGUCUUUGACCCUAAGCUACACUACCCUGCGGUGUUGACAACCUGGAAUAAAAAAGAGCAGGAGACUGUUGUGUUUUCACCUCCAAUCAUCGAAGAAACAUAUAUUGACAAAUGGGAACUCACAGAACUCUCAAAACAUCCCAGCACCUUGCAGUUUCAAAAUAAGUGUGCAGCAAAGGCACCUUGCAAAAAAUAUAUCAACGUUGAAUCCCCAGGUAGUUUUAAAUGCAAAAUAUUUGAUCCUAGCUCCAUUCCCCUGGAUAUCAUGAUCUUCUGUAAUUAUCUUGAAACACCCACAUUCACUGGCUCUGAUUAUGUAGAGAUGGUGGCAGAAUUAGACACCCUGUUAUCUCUGGACCAAAGACAUGACAACAUCGGACGGCAUAGACUAUCCAGGGAGCUCUGCCAAUGUCAACUCUGCGCCCAAUAUGAAGAAAAAUGUCAAGCUCAGGAAGUAGUACAAUCAAAGCUCUUAUCUCCAUCUCCAGAAUAUAUCAAUCAGGACAUUUGUGAAACCCAGAUUUUACAUAACUGCAGAUAGACCGUCCAGGAAAUGAAUACACCUUGCGUUCUGUACUGAUGUAUAAAUAAGAUAUUGAACAAAAGACAUCUGUACCUUGAGCAACUCGUUUAAAUUCACAAGGAAAUAGGUGCAGAAGGAGGCCAUUUGGCCCUUCGAGUCUGCACCGCAAUGUAAAUAAAUUUGUUUUGGUGUAAAAUAAACAGUAUAUAUUGCAGAGAA
Messenger RNA from Leucoraja erinaceus (little skate), 1528 nucleotides. Its product is annotated as interleukin-20 receptor subunit alpha-like. Lineage: Eukaryota; Metazoa; Chordata; Chondrichthyes; Rajiformes; Rajidae. Bases 11 to 1327 code for a protein of 438 amino acids. Gene Ontology annotation, molecular function: protein binding. The transcript is spliced from 6 exons. The record is from RefSeq and is a predicted model, not a curated record.